Messenger RNA from Candida tropicalis MYA-3404, 1716 nucleotides. RefSeq names its product mRNA splicing protein. Bases 1 to 1716 code for a protein of 571 amino acids. NCBI's taxonomy places the organism in Eukaryota, Fungi, Ascomycota, Pichiomycetes, Serinales, Debaryomycetaceae. The record is from RefSeq and is a predicted model, not a curated record. Gene Ontology annotation, biological process: mRNA splicing, via spliceosome. Gene Ontology annotation, cellular component: catalytic step 2 spliceosome. The transcript has a single exon. Gene Ontology annotation, molecular function: ATP binding; RNA helicase activity; RNA binding.
AUGUCAAAGAGACCAAGAUCCGUUGAAGAACUAUUGGAAGAUGACGAUUCCAAAACUGCAGUAUUUAUACCGGUGAACAAACGAAUGGAUAUUAAAAACGCAUCACCGUCAUCAUCAACAUCUAAUGUAUCAAACAAAUCGGCUUAUCAAAGACUUAUGAUGACAAGAAAAGCAACCCAAGACAAUUCAAUUAUUCAAGAGCAACCAACUGACAAGAAGAAACAAGCAUUUAGAAAAUUUCAAUUUGAAUGGAAUGCGGAAGAAGAAGAUACUGCUUCGGGUUUUACUCCAUUGAUCUCAGAUGAUGAUGAAGAUGAUGAAGAAGAAGAUGCUAAUGAUCAAUUGUUGAAAAAUCUGGAUACUAUUCAUUGGAAAGAUAAACAAUUAAAAGAUAUGACAGAUAGAGAUUGGAGAAUAUUUAAAGAAGAUUAUAAUAUAACUACCAAAGGGAAAAAUAUUCCAAAUCCACUACGAUCAUGGGAUGAAAGUUCAAUUAAUUCAAAAUUAAUUUCAAUAAUUUAUAAAUUAGGAUUUAAUCAACCUACAUCUAUUCAAAGAGCAAGUAUUCCAUUAUCAUUGAUUAAAAGAGAUGUUGUUGGUGUUGCUGAAACAGGUAGUGGUAAAACAUUAUCCUUUUUAAUUCCAUUAUUUAAUUAUAUUUUAUCUAUUGAUGAAAAUUAUAUCAAAUAUGAAAAAUCUCUAAAUAUGCCUAUGGGAUUGAUUUUAGCACCAACUAGGGAAUUAGCUAUACAAAUAACCAAAGAAGCGGAAAAGUUUUGUAAAAAAUUAGGAUAUGUUGUACUUUCUAUAAUUGGUGGACAUCAAUAUCUGAAUACUAUUGAUGAUAUUGAUAAAUCAGGUGUUCAUAUAAUAGUAGCUACUCCCGGGAGAUUAGUUGAUUCGAUUGAUAGAAAAAUCAUUGAUUUAAGUAAAUGCUAUUAUUUAAUUAUGGAUGAAGCUGAUAGAAUGAUUGAUAUGGGAUUUGAAAAAGAUUUAAAUAAAAUCAUGAGUAAAUUACCUAAUAGUGAUCAAUUAUCACAAACUAUAGAUGGCAGAAUCUUUCAUUUAGAUAAAAGAUCAACAAUGAUGUUUACCGCUACUAUUUCUCCACCAAUUGAAAAAAUCACCAAAAAUUAUUUGAUAGAUCCUGGAUAUGUUUAUAUCGGUGGUGCUGGUGAAGCAUUAGAUAAUAUUGAACAACAAUUUGAAUAUCUUCCAAGUGCAACUUCUGAAACUACUAAAUUUAAUAAAUUAAUGAAAUAUAUUGGAAAUCAUAUGAAAAAUACCCGUAAUCCAUUGAUCAUUAUAUUUGCUAAUUUCAAACAUGUUUGUGACUCACUAUCACAGGAAUUAUCCAGUAACCAUUUAGAUAACGUAGUGAUACAUGGGUCAAAGUCACAAGAAGCCAGAGAAUUGGCAAUUAAUCAAUUUAGAAAUCAUGAAAGUGAAAUAUUAAUAGCUACUGAUGUUGCUGCUAGAGGGAUUGAUAUUCCUAAUGUGACGCUAGUGAUUAAUUUCCAAAUGGUUAACAAAUUUGAUGAAUAUAUUCAUAGAAUUGGGAGAACUGGUAGAGCAGGAAAUAAAGGUAAAAGUUUUACAUUUAUAUCUGAACAAGAUUCUGAUGUCUUUAUUCCACUCAAGAAAUUUUUAAAGAAAGGUGGUAAAAGGGUACCCGAUUGGUUAUAUAAUUAUCAAGCACAAACUCUCAAGGAUUAA